GACAUUAACAUCAUUAUCAUCAUCGUAAUCGUCGGCUCGGCGGGUGAUCGCUCCCACCUGCAGCCCCGCCCUGUAUACCUCCUCGUCUCCUACCCUGCCGUGGCAUCCUGCCUACCACGAAGUUCGGCUACCGCCCUCCGGGAAACAUCGGUGUCAGUCCCUACGCCUCCUUGGAACCUCACAACCGCGGCUUUCACCCUCGACGGCGAAUCCGAAAGCUCACAGAAGCCGCGGGGCCGAUCUCGGCCCACGAAGUUCUGAAACCGUGCCUUACAAGCAGAGCUCCGUAAUGGAGUCCACUGCGCCGUUGACAGAGUUGGAUCCGCCGUUGACAGAGUUGGAUCGUCCGGGGUCCCUUGCAGACGACGUUCCCCAGUCCCCAGAGCAGCCCAUUGAGUUUAUAUCUCCAGAGGCUGGCCCCGAGCGAGCGGAUCAAGCCGCCACGGCGGCCCUGUUCAUCUCCCUGCUCAUUCUCUGUGUUGGUCUAGCCAUGCUUAUCAUCGUCGUCUGGGCUGGAGCGGACGAUACCGACGACGACUUUGGAGACGUUGAAGGUGGCGGGAAAAAGAACGACGCAGACACCGAGCUGCCGAAACAGGUCUUCGUCCCCCGCUACGAAAAUGACACUCCCGGAAGUACCACGGUGGCGCCCCAAGCGGCUGCCGUGCCAACCACUCAGCGUGCCUCAACCACUCAGCGUGCCUCCACGCGUGUCGCGCCACCACGUAAGGCCACUCUGCCGGCCCGAACAAGUGCCCCAGCGACGAUUACAACAAGAACGAAAUCAACUACUACUAGGACGCCACCACGUAAAGCCACUCGGCCGGCCCGAACAAGUGCCCCAGCGACGACUACAACAAGAACGAAAUCAAUUACUACUAGGACGAAUACUAGUGCUACCACCACGACUACCCCCACCACCGCCACCUCGACUACCACCACCACCACUACCACCACCACCACCACCACCACAACCACAACCACAACCACAACCACCACCACAACCACCACCACAACCACCACCACUACCACCACCACCACCACCACCACUACUACUACUACUACUACUACUACUACUACUACUACUACUACUACUACUACUACUACUACUACCACGACUACUACUACGACGACGACUACUACAAGUACGACUACUACAACUACGUCUACGACUACUACAACUACGACUACGCCAUUCCCUGACGCGAAGGAAAUACUGUGCACAGUGGGCCAUACUGCCGUCACGUCUACUAUGUACCCGCCCAAAGGGCCGUGCCAGUACGUCUAUUACACGGACGUCGUCAUCGUGGAAAGCCAAAUACGCGCCUCGCUCGUUCAAGCCAGCUGGGAGAUGUUCCAGACGAUGGCCAAGAACUAUACCACGGUCAAGCCGGGAGUCGCUUUCGACCACCGUUACAUCGCCGUGGAGCAGAUACUUGCUGCCAGGCCGGCACUCGCCGCACUGGCCGAGAACAACAUCCAACAGUACGGCUUGCUCAAUAUCGUCACAAAACCUAGUGAACUGCACACAAUAGUGGCGGCCAUGAAGCUAAUUAUCAAGGCACUCAAGGACAUCCAGGGCGCCGAUCCAGAUAAGAAGACCGCCAUUGCGAUUGGAUCGCUCGACUACAGCCCGAUGGGUUUUAUGCACGACUACCACCAGAUCAUCAAGAGUGUCGUCAACACUUUCGAGGUCGACAUUGUCAUCGCCAUAUCCUCGGUUAGCGCAAUGGAGGGCGGCGACAACUGCUACGCCGCGCCACCCAAUGUUGUCAGCGCACCGAUGGCUAGGUUUCCGAGCUUCGAGACCCACUGGCCGUUGGUGCGCCGGAACGCGACGUACGCGAACGAGAAGACGUUGGUGGGACUCUCGUUCGAGAUGGGAACCAUGGUCUACGUCUUGGAGAAGGACGCGUCCAGUCUGAACGAAAGCGCCUACUCCAAAUGCACGGGCGUUGGCAUGACGAGCCGCGACGCGAUCUGUGGCAACAGGUCGCGCGCCAAACCCGCAGAGCAACUCCUGAAGGAGCCGUACAUCAUAUACGGGACGUUCUUAACCAACGACAACAAAACAACUCACGUCGCCUUCGCGGAGUACCACACCACGGGUCGAGACAAGUACGUCAAGGCCCGUAGGAAGUACGGCUCUAUACGACGCCGGGCGGCUUGGCUGCUCUUCAACGUCCACCUGGGAGACGUGAGAAAAAAAUGCGGCUCCGACGCCUUCGGCAUAGUGAAAUUCAUCUGCCAGGACAUUCGGGGUUCCAAGAAGUGUGACUGAUAGGGGACGCCCUUUGGAUUCGGCCGGGCGGCCCAAACUACUGCGCCUGCAUGGGCUCCGUCAACGUGCUAUAUACCGUGGUGGACAUUUUGCUGAACGAAGAUAAAUAAUUUGCGCUUCUUUAUUUCCGCCAUAUUUCCCCGCGUUCUCUGUUUCACGCGAAUGCACGCUGGGAAAGAUGCCGAGGGGCGUCGUGGAAUUAAAAGCCCUGAACGGGAAAGCCACAGAACCGCGAUGAGUUGUUGCUCUGGCUUGCUGUGAAGCAGACACACACCUGCACCUGCACGCCGAUCUCGCUUAGUUAUAAAGUCCUCGAUAAAGGUGCAAGCAACUACAGAAGAUUCGUGGGAGGCCCAGCUGACAAGAGCAAGUCCUGAUAGACAGCUACGGCUGGUGGACAGGCCUAUAGACUAUCAGCACAGAGCCACAGCUACCUGCAGCAGGGUGGCUGCCCACCUUCGGGCAUGAGCAGCUUUGUCCCCGAAAUAAAGCUUAUUCACUCGCUCGCCCGUAGUUAACUGCCAAGUUUAGCCUUCUUAAAUGUCCUGUCACCCUCGGCAGAUGAGAAAGAGUGCCUGGGAUCUUCUGUAUGCACCGGCGUGCCUUAUAAACUGCUCCUUUCCAAGAUAAGUUGUAGCACAAGCAUCAGUGGCACAAUAAGGAAGGAAGGAAAUCAACUUUAUUCGAGGUCCUGCAGCCCGCGAGAGCUUUGGGCUCUCAUGGAGUGGGCGUCUCCCACGACGGAACCGGGAGGUUGAGUUUCCUGGCGGCGUCAAUAAACCUUAAAUGUAAUUA
Messenger RNA from Dermacentor albipictus, 3076 nucleotides. The record is from RefSeq and is a predicted model, not a curated record. NCBI's taxonomy places the organism in Eukaryota, Metazoa, Arthropoda, Arachnida, Ixodida, Ixodidae.